Penicillium paradoxum is the source of this 1809-nucleotide messenger RNA. Its product is annotated as arylsulfotransferase family protein. Bases 1 to 1809 code for a protein of 602 amino acids. The record is from RefSeq and is a predicted model, not a curated record. NCBI's taxonomy places the organism in Eukaryota, Fungi, Ascomycota, Eurotiomycetes, Eurotiales, Aspergillaceae. The transcript is spliced from 2 exons.
AUGUUCAUGGGGUCUUCUUCUGGCGUGCUUCGCUUGAGAUCCUGGCUUCGCAGUGGUCGUCUACACACCUCCUUGUCCUUCCGAUGGAUCUUUUGGAUUCUUGCCGUCAUUGGAGGCCUUUCUGUGUUCUACGUAUUUGCCGUCCCACAACUCCUCAGGUUCCGAUUUCGCGCCGGCUUGACCUGGUAUGAUCUGGGAGCUCAAGGGUUUGGUCCAGAUCAAAAGUAUUCCUCAUUCGAUCAGGAGUCACCGAUCGUCGAAAUCACUCCGCCUGGCGCAAAAUGCGACCCGCGAUACACCUUUCUCGCGCCUCGGGGUGAUUCAGUUGCCCAUCCGGGGCCGAUGAUCUUGAACUCCGCUGGUGAACUUGUAUGGACGCAAUGGAAUCCGGGCACAACACAAGACUUCAAAUUGCAGCGGUACAAGGGCGAGGAUUAUCUCACCUACUGGCAAGGAUCUAUGUCCGACGGAUAUGGACGAGGAUCAUGGUAUAUGCUCGACUCAACCUAUACUCAAAAGUAUGUGGUAUCUCCUAUAGGAAUAUAUGACGGCGACCUGCAUGAUUUCCAGAUCACUUCCAACAACACCGCUCUGCUGAUGAUUUACGACCCCAUACCGAUGGAUUUAAGCUCGAUCGGUGGCCCCAAACUAGGAUGGGUGUAUGAUGGAGUCUUCCAGGAAGUCAACAUCGAAACAGGGGAACUGCUGUUCCAGUGGCGCGCAUCCGAAUUUUACGCUCUAGCGGAUAGUUAUAUUCCAGUGGGGGAGGCCGGCCAGAGACGAACCAAGGCAUAUGAUCAUUCACACAUCAACAGUGUGGACAAAGAUGAUCAGGGCCGGUAUCUGGUUUCGAUGCGCCAUCUCCAUACCGUUGCCUGCAUAGAUGGCACCACCGGGAAACUCCUCUGGUCUCUUGGAGGAAAGCGGAACAGUUUUACCGAUGCUUCGGGCGGAGCUGCCACUGGUUUUUCAUGGCAGCAUGACGCUCGCUGGCAAGGAUCUAAUCGCCUCAGCUUGUUCGACAAUGCGGCCCACAAUAACGAUAAUCUCUCCGCAGUGAGCCGCGGUAUGCUGGUUGAUCUGGACAUGGGAGCGUGGACGGCAACAUUGUCCCAAUCCUUCAAUCAUCCGCACGACAUGAUGGCCGUGUCUCAAGGCAAUAUGCAGCUAUUAGACACAGGGAACGUGCUCGUGGGCUGGGGUCACUCUGCAGCUUUCACGGAGUUCUCCCCAGAGGGCAAUGUUUUGUGCAAUACACACUUUGGUGCCUCGGCUUUCUUCACGUUCGGUCGUGUCGUCUCCUAUCGAGUCUUCAAGUUCGACUGGGUCGGCCAUCCUCUCACAACCCCAGAUUCGGCGCUCACACCCGAGAGUGUUUUCGUUAGCUGGAACGGUGCUACUGAGGUAGCAGGAUGGCGAGUUGAGGCAUGGGAUGGCCACGAUAUCAGAAAUAUGACCUUCACUGCUGUCGACCAGGUCCCGCGUGACGGUUUUGAGACUGAAAUCCGCUUGACCUCAGAAGUGAACUCGUUCUUCCGCGUGCGGGCAAUCAACUCAGACGGAGACAGUCUCGGAGUGACUGAUCUACUCCAACGACCGCCAGAGUCAUCGUCGAGUGGCUCUUCCCAUAUGAACCCAUGGGCUGUAGGGGUCAUUGUAUUGGUGGUGCUUGUUUGUCUUGUUAGCGGUGUUUAUUUUGCUGUUCACCGUCGUCUUCGCCAGAGACCGAGCUUCAGUGGCCCCUAUCAAUUGGUGUCGCACAAAGAUGAGGACGAGGGCGACGAUGAGCGUGAUCGUCUACCAUUAUAG